This is a messenger RNA of Diaporthe batatas, 3331 nucleotides long. RefSeq lists its product as uncharacterized. The transcript is spliced from 2 exons. NCBI's taxonomy places the organism in Eukaryota, Fungi, Ascomycota, Sordariomycetes, Diaporthales, Diaporthaceae. The record is from RefSeq and is a predicted model, not a curated record. Bases 569 to 2767 code for a protein of 732 amino acids. Gene Ontology annotation, biological process: mitochondrion inheritance. Gene Ontology annotation, cellular component: mitochondrial inner membrane.
CAAGGCCCUACGGCACAACAACAGACACAUACCAAUCACAAGAGACGUCCCCUCAAGAUGCUGGCGGCAGCAUAAUUGUUCAUUUGGUGACUCACAGGCACGCGACAUGCGGAGUAUCCUCAUCCUUAUAUGAAGGGCGCGACCCGGUCGUUACAGACAGGCGAAGUUGCGACACAAGCACUUUCUCGGUCGAAAAAACCGGUGAUAACCCACAACAGACGGCCAGAGGGAGCCGGCCAAACCCCAUAAAGUCCGACAGGCCACCAGAAAAAAGAAACGGACGGCGCAAGCAACUAGACACAUCCAAACAUUUCCUCAGUUGCAAUCCUUGUUCCAAUCCGGCCGCCAGACUGACCACCAAGCCAGACUGCCAAAGGCUAAGUAAGUGGUUGCAUUCACUAGCGGGCAGGGCACAAUCCCAACCACCACCCGACGUCAGUGCUGCAUUACCGGCUGCCGUCUUGGAAGACGACCACGCAGUACACGACCUCCCCCAGUCACCAAGUCCAAUACCACUUGGCCAUCCAACACUCUUGCUUCACCAUGAACGGCUUGCACUGCGCGAAGAAUGUCUAGCAGCUCGACAAAAUUCGGGCGCAUCGUCUGGGAAAGCAUCGCCCGAAGCUUUACUCCAAGAACUGCCCAGCGGCCGUUCGCCUUCAAUUUCGCCUCUUUCAACCCACAGAUCCGAUCCGUAUCCCAACACAAUGUUCGACGCAACUGUUCCGGCGGGUUAUUGCUGCUCGCCCUCGAUGCUCAGCCAUCCACGCAGAAUGCGCUCGCCAGCUGCACCACCGCGUCCGAGACAGCCGUGAAGGGAGUCAGUUCCAACCAUGCUGUGGUCGUCCGCAUGGCACGACUGGCAUGGGCAAGAAGUAUACACACACCUGGCGUGGUCGGGAAGCCCCGAGCAAGGCGGUACAAGAGUUCAAAGGCUGGGGAGGAAGAAAGGCCGGCCGGCACACAGCAGGGCCCGCAAAAUGCGACAACCAAGGGCAAGGACCACGAGACCGUGGGGAAGAACGCCGAGGAAGCCCAUGACAGCCUCACGGACUCGGUCUCAAGAUAUCUGCAUCUCCCGCACCUGCCCAAGAUGCCCCAUCGGCCCACCAAGGAAGAACUCCUGUCCGCAGCGAAUGGGUUCUGGCAGAGGCUCAAGGUCCGCUUCAAGUGGUUUUCUAUACGCAGUGCGAGACCUUUUAAUGCCGACGAGUGGGGUGCCUUCCUGUCAUGGAUACUCUUUGGGCACUUCGUCUGGAUCCUUGUUGGAACCACCACGUUCGCCUCGCUCCUGAUCCUCUUGGUCAACACAGUCUUCGCACAGGAGACGCUCGCCCGAUGGAUCGGUGACUACCUAACACAAGCAGCCGGGGUAACCGUCGUCUUCGAAUCCGCCAUCGUGCCAAAGUGGGGAGACGGCGUCAUUACAUUCCGCAAUGUGUUCGUGUCGCGCCGCCCUGGCCAGAUCAAGUCUUCCGUCUCGAAAGGUUCUCCUACAGAUGCCGCCGCGGCGGCAGCGGCCGCCACCCAGCCCGACUCGCAGGCUAACGAUGAUGAUGGCAACUACACUCAAUUUGACGUGACAAUCAGCGAGGUGAAUGUCACGCUUUCUUUUGCCAAAUGGUGGAACAGCAAAGGCCCCCUUCGAGACGUCGAGGUAAAGGGAGUCCGCGGCGUCGUCGAUCGCACGUCUGUGUUCUGGUCAGGGGAGCAGCAAGACCCACUGUCCUACCGCCACGAGGCCCAGCCUGGGGAUUUCGAAAUCGAGCACUUCAAACUGGAAGAUCUGCUGGUCACCGUCCAUCAACCCGGCGGUUUUCGCCCAUUUUCCGUGAGCAUAUACAGCUGUGAGCUACCUCAGCUGCGGAAACAGUGGCUCUUCUAUGACUUCCUCUCGGCUUCACACAUGUCAGGAUCUUUUGACGGCUCGUUAUUUACCAUACACCCGAAACAGAUCCACGGUGCACUUGCUGGUGAGGAGAAAUACGCCGCAGAUAACCUUGGAGAACCGAAGGCUUGGAAGAAGUUCAGCCGUCUCCGCAUUGACGGGCUCAAGAUCGAUCACCUGAAUCGCGGUGUGCAAGGCACAUUUGGGUGGAUCUACGAAGGAAACGUCGACAUUGUGGCAGAUGUCAUGUUCCCAGCAGACCCUGACGAGAGCAUUGGCAAGGUCAUGAGCGAUUUCUACGACAAAAUGGAGGAUGCGGUCACUAGCAAUAGGUAUCUGAAGAUCCUGGACAAAGACAUCGGGACGAACCUGAGUUCUUACAACAUUCACAACGAACCGUCAAACCCAACCAGGGGUCACCUUUCAGAGAACACCGAAUACCACGGGGAGGAAACGUGGACCAAUACUUCAGAUACAGAUGAGUCGGAUACGGACGAAGUUCCUCGUUACUUGGUCAUGGACCUCCGUAUUCAUCUAAACGAUGUCCGGGCACAUGUGCCGAUGUUCCAUGCCACUCCGGAUAUCUCCUAUGUCAACCAGAACUUGAUUCGGCCCAUCGUGGCCUACAUCAACGCCAAGCACACAUACAUCCCGAUCAACUGCCGCAUCGUAAAGCGGCAUCAGGACUUCGACGGAUCCUGGACGAUAUUCGACUGUGGCCUAAUGGAUGACAUGUCCGCAGAAGUGUACACAGCAUUCGCUCGCGAUGUCGAAAACCAGCACUCACGUGUGAAGAGGCUGAAGAAGGUGGGCUUUUGGGCCGUCAGCGUUGCUCUACAAGCCCUACUCGUGGGUGUUGCGGGUGAUCUGAUCACUUGAAGUUCGCAAGCGCACUUCAAGUUUUGCUAGAUGCACAGCCUCUGGCAACGAUGUAUCAGAACGUGUUGACUUUGUCGGAUCUGUCGGUCGCAGACAGCCUGACUGUCACGGCCGUAAACCGCGGUCGGCCACCGCGGCUUCGCGACCCUCACCGAACAGCAUUCUGUCAGAGUGGUCGCAUUCCCCUGAUCGAGCCGGCCAUUCUCGCCUUACUUCACCUCCCAACCCCACACUUCUAUUGGGGUGACAUAACGAAAAGGACGAAACGGCAGCAACUUCAAAACUGGGACGGAAUGGCUGGGUUUUCAGCAACUUCUCCACUCUAAGUUUUGGGGUGCGUGAACACGCUUGCAUGUAUACAGGAAAGAAGCCACGGCGUUGGAGUUGAAGAGAUGACAUUUCUUCAAUUGGAGUUAAGGGGGUUUGUUUUUGCCAGCAGUCAGGUUAUGGCACAUUGAUUGAUACCCUGACGCGUUAUGUAUCGUCCGCGGCUGAGCGCGUAGACAAAUUUAUAUAUACACGGCCAAUAGCAACGAUGCAAUGUCACUUUGUUACGAACGUACA